CAUGCGAAAGUGUGCGCUUCUUGUAUGUUUUGGCUUCGCAUCGAAAAUGCGGGCUUGCUGCUAGCAGCGCUGCUGACGUCGUCGCCGUUGUCGUUGUCGUUGUUGUCGCGGCCGUCACAGCUCGCGGUGGUUGUUAUUUUUUUGGUUUUGGUUUUUAGUUGCUGUUUAAACUUGGUCGUGAGAGGGUAGCAGCCCCCGUCGUCAUCCAUUGCCACCCAAACGAUCGCGCGCUGGCAAAAAGCAACAGUAAAGUGAAUGUGAUAAGUGAACUUUGGGUCAAGUGAACAAAGUGAACCUGGUUGACGCGCUGGCCAACAACAACAAAAACAACAUUAAUCUACAAAUACUUCAACAAAUUUUAAUGGCGCCCACUGCCGUCGCCUCAUCGGGCUCCUCACCCACCACAACGAAUUCGCUGCAGGACAUGAGCGCAGCCGCCGCGGCCAUAGCUCUGGACAUGAAGCCCAAAGUCGAAUUGGCCGUGGUGCCUGCUCAAAAGAUUAAAAAAUUGGUGCGCCGUAAUGCCUCCGACAAGCUAAAGCUCAUCCAAAUGGUGCACGACAAUCCCAUAUUGUGGGACUCCCGCCUGCCCAACUUCAAGGGCGCCGAGGAGGAGAAGAACCGGGCCUGGGAGCACAUUGGCCGAGAAUUCAAUGCGCCUGGUCGACGCGUUGCACGCGCCUUCAAGUCCCUGCGCGAAUCGUAUCGCCGAGAAUUGGCUCACGUCAAAUUGAUGGGCAACGGCUUCAAGCCAAAGUGGAGCCUGUACGAGGCCAUGGAUUUCCUCAGAGAUGUCAUCAGAGAAAGAAAGGGCGCUUCACAUGCUGGCGACCUCAGCCUGAGUGCAUUUGCUCAUCACUUGCAUAACAAUAACAACAACAACAACAACAACAAUACAGCAGCAGCCGCAGCCGCUGCUGCCGGCUUGAAGCUGAGCUCAUCCUUCAACGACUCUUCGAGCGCAGUGCUGAAUCUGUCAAAGUGCUCGGCGCUGAACAUGAGCGGUGACGAUUACUACUACGAUUACAAUGUGAAGUCCGAGCUGGAUUUGUCGGCGGGUGGCGGCAGCGCUGGCAAUGCGGGCAGCAGCAGCAGCAGCAGCGGCGGCAGCAGUGGUGGCAGCGCUGGCCUCGGCCUGGGCUUGCCCUUGGCGUUGCCGCUGCUGCCGAUGCCCGCCCAUCAGCAGGCAUUGGCGCAGGCGCAGGCGCAGGCGUUGCACAAUGAUAGCCGCGUUAGCUCCACACGCAACGACAGCGGCGCUGCGCAGCCGAAUCAUCAUCAGAGCUUCGACGACUUGGACGCCAGUUCGCUGCGUAGCGGCGAUGAGGAUGCCGGCAAUGCCUCCGAUGAGGUGGAGGAGCUGGAGGCCAUCGAUGCCGACUUUCCCUAUCCCAUUAUACUCGACUCGAAUUCGCCGCGCAGCAUCAAUGGCGGCGGCGAAGUCGGCCAGACGCCCAGCAUUGGCCGCAAGCGCCGUCGCAACGGCGAAACGGACGAUCUGGAGGAUGGCGAUAUGGAGGGCGAUGAUUAUGAGGAUCAAAUGCUGCAGCAGCAUCGCCAUUUGCGGCAGCAACAGAAUGUUGCAGCUGUGGCCGGUGGCUUGGAGCUGCCGCCGCCGCAAACGGUGCGCGAAGUGCUAAACUCCAAGUUCUGUGGCUUCAUCUCGGCCAAGCUGAACAGCAUGGAGGACUCCGAGGCGGAUAAUCUGAUGAAUCGCAUACUCCUACUGGUCGUGCAAAUGCAACAGUGCGAGACAGCCAAAUAGGCGUCGCACUAUGGGGCAUGGAAUCGGGUACCGGGAAUCGGGUUGGGGUUAUUUCUAGUUUAUAGUCCUAGCAGAGUAGUGGAGGAGAGGAAUGAGCUCAUUAUGGAUUAAUGCAGCUGCUCAAAGCAAAAUGUUUUCUUGCCCUUUACCAAAAUAUUUCACAAAUAUUACUUUCGUCUCUCAAUAUGCCAUAAAUCAAGCCAAAAUUGUGCCAUGCCAAAAAGGAAACCCAACGGAAGACUUCUUUAAAGCUAUAUCCAAAAAAAGAAAAGGAAAACAAAGAAAGAAAUAUGCAAAUAUAUAUAAAACUCAAUGAAAAGACACAAGACACAAAGACAAAGAUAGUUAGCCAUAUAUGAGAUUUAGUUUAUUAUAAACGUUAAUUUAGUUCUAAGUGGAUCCAUCUAUAUAUAUGUCUAUAUAUAUGAUAUAACUAAAACUGUUUCAGUUUAAUUUCUAGCUCUCUGCAACAUUUUUGUUCUAGUUCUAUAAACAUUAUUUUAGCCAACAUCUCAUCACACGUUAUCGUCUAGUUUCUCUUCUUCUUGAAGAUAGUUCUUAACUCAAAUCAUGAAGAGUACAAAAAACUUUUGAAAUCUUGCCAAUGCGCACAGAAUCUGCAGCAUUGUGAUCGUCUCUAAGUUCUACAUCAAGUGGCAAAUACAUAUUAAAUAUAUUAUUUCAUA
Messenger RNA from Drosophila hydei, 2451 nucleotides. RefSeq lists its product as uncharacterized. Gene Ontology annotation, biological process: regulation of transcription by RNA polymerase II. The coding region runs from base 362 to 1765 and encodes 467 amino acids. Gene Ontology annotation, cellular component: nucleus; transcription regulator complex. The record is from RefSeq and is a predicted model, not a curated record. The transcript is spliced from 4 exons. Lineage: Eukaryota; Metazoa; Arthropoda; Insecta; Diptera; Drosophilidae.